This is a messenger RNA of Vidua macroura (Pin-tailed whydah), 2559 nucleotides long. RefSeq names its product regulatory factor X2 (gene RFX2). The transcript is spliced from 18 exons. Bases 120 to 2300 code for a protein of 726 amino acids. Gene Ontology annotation, molecular function: DNA-binding transcription factor activity, RNA polymerase II-specific; RNA polymerase II cis-regulatory region sequence-specific DNA binding. NCBI's taxonomy places the organism in Eukaryota, Metazoa, Chordata, Aves, Passeriformes, Viduidae. The record is from RefSeq and is a predicted model, not a curated record. Gene Ontology annotation, biological process: regulation of transcription by RNA polymerase II. Gene Ontology annotation, cellular component: nucleus.
CCGGCGCCAUAGUGACCGUAGCCCUGGAGACUGUUACUUGCCAACGGCGGCAACGCGCGGCCCCGGCGGCCGGAGCCCAGCGCAGCCCGCGGCACCCGGCGGGGACGGCAGCAGUGAGCAUGCAGAGUCCAGAGGGUGGAUCAGACUCAGCAGCUUCUGUGGCUCUUCACACGUCGGCCCCAGCCCAGGCCCCAGUGGUGCAGCCAGUGCCAGCCUCGCAGCAGAGGGUUUUGGUCCAAGCCACAGGCUCCGCUCCCAAAGGGGCGCAGAUGCAGCAAAUCUCUGUUCCCAGAGUGCAGCAGGUUCCACAGCAGGUGCAGUCUGUGCAGCACGUUUAUCCAGCCCAGGUGCAGUAUGUGGAAGGAGGAGAAGCUGUUUAUACCAAUGGAACCAUACGAGCUGCCUACUCGUACAGCAGCGAGGCGCAGAUUUACGCCCCCGCCGGCGCCGCGCCCUAUUUCGAAGCGCAGGGAGGAGGUGGAGCUCAGGUGACUACAGCGACAUCCUCUCCUACAGCCAUUCCCUCUCACAACAUGGUGGGCAUCACCAUGGACAUUGGGGGAAGUCAGAUCCUCUCCGGCUCGGGAGCCUAUCUCAUUCAUGGGGGGCUGGAGAACUCUAGACAUUCUCUGUCACACACCUCACGCUCCUCUCCAGCAACGCUUGAAAUGGCGAUUGAAAACCUACAAAAAAAUGAAGGGAUUACAUCACACAAAAGCAGUUUGCUCAACAGCCAUCUGCAGUGGCUGCUGGAUAACUACGAGACAGCAGAAGGUGUGAGCCUGCCCCGGAGCUCCCUGUACAACCAUUACCUGAGGCACUGCCAGGAGCACAAACUGGACCCCGUCAACGCCGCGUCCUUCGGCAAACUCAUCCGCUCCGUCUUCAUGGGGCUGAGGACUCGGCGCCUGGGCACCAGGGGAAAUUCCAAAUAUCACUACUACGGGAUCCGCCUGAAGCCGGAGUCGCCGCUGAACCGCCUGCAGGAGGACACCCAGUACAUGGCCAUGAGGCAGCAGCCCAUCCACCAGAAGCAAAGGUACAGAGCAGCCCAGAAGAUGGAUGGGAUGGCAGAGAGUGCAUCCAACAGCAACCCCCACACCACACCCGAGCAGUCAGUGGCUGCUCAGUGCCAGCACCACCAGCAGUUCAUAGAUGUAACCCACGUCUUUCCUGAGUUCCCAGCCCCUGAUCUUGGUAAUGUCCUCUUACAAGAAGGUUUCACCUUGAACGACGUGAAAACCCUGCAGGUUCUCUACAGGAGGCACUGUGAGGCCACUUUGGAUGUUGUGAUGCACCUCCAGUUCCACUACAUCGAGAAGCUGUGGCAAUCCUUCUGGAGUCCCAAGGCACCCCCUAGUGAUGGCCCCACUGCUCUGCCUUCCAGUGAAGAGGAGCCCGAAGGGACCCUCCCAAAGGACAAACUGAUCACCCUGUGCAAGUACGAGCCCAUCCUCAAGUGGAUGAGGAGCUGUGACCACAUCCUGUACCAGGCCCUGGUGGAGAUCCUCAUCCCUGACGUGCUCAGGCCAGUGCCCAGCACGCUGACCCAGGCAAUCCGGAACUUUGCCAAGAGCUUGGAAGGGUGGCUGAUGAAUGCCAUGAGUGAAUUCCCCCCCCAGGUCGUGCAGACCAAGGUGGGGGUGGUGAGUGCCUUUGCCCAGACCCUGCGCAGGUACACGUCCCUGAACCACCUGGCGCAGGCGGCGCGCGCCGUGCUGCAGAACACGUCCCAGAUCAACCAGAUGCUCAGCGACCUCAACCGCGUGGACUUCGCCAACGUGCAGGAGCAGGCCUCGUGGGUGUGCCAGUGUGAGGAGGGCAUGGUACAGAAGCUGGAGCAGGAUUUCAAGCUGACUUUGCAGCAGCAGAGCUCUCUGGACCAGUGGGCCAGCUGGCUGGACAAUGUGGUCACUCAGGUGCUGAAGCACCACGAGGGCAGCCCCAGCUUCCCCAAGGCAGCCAGGCAGUUCCUGUUGAAGUGGUCCUUCUACAGCUCCAUGGUGAUCCGGGACCUCACCCUGCGCAGCGCCGCCAGCUUUGGCUCCUUCCACCUGAUCCGCCUGCUCUACGACGAGUACAUGUUCUACCUGGUGGAGCAUCGAGUGGCCCAGGCCACAGGGGAGACCCCAAUUGCUGUCAUGGGAGAGUUUGGUGACCUCACAUCCCUGUCCCCGACUCUGCUGGACAAAGAUGACAUCGGCGAGCUGGGCACCGAGGUGGACCCGGAGCGGGCGCUGGGGGAGCCGCUGGUGAAACGGGAGCGCAGCGAGCCCGGCCACUCCCUGCAGGACAUCUGACAGCGGGGCUGGACCGAGCCGUCCGGAGCCCGGCCACUCCCUGCAGGACAUCUGACAGCGGGGCUGGACCGAGCCGUCCCGAGCCCGGCCACUCCCUGCAGGACAUCUGACACCGGGGCUGGACCGAGCCGUCCCGAGCCCGGCCACUCCCUGCAGGACAUCUGACACCGGGGCUGGACCGAGCCGAGCGGGGCGUGCCGAGGCUGCAGCUCCCCGGACCUGCGUUAUUAUAGUGCCUCUUAGUUUCUCUUUAUGUUUA